AUGAAAUUAAGAAAAUUAGGAUUAUCAAUACUAUUAUGUAGUGCUGGGUCAUACAGUCUUUAUUGUAAUGAGAAGACUAAAGCAUAUAUUUGGGGAAACGGAGUAUAUUAGGCACUUCCUGGACAAGGCUUAAGCUUUAAUAAUUUCACUCCAAAACAAUUGAUAGAUUUUGAAGAUAAGAAUUUAUAGAAGUUAUUUCUUUCUGAAUAAUUUGAAGGUGGUAUAACAGGAAACGGAGAUGGAUAUAUAUGGAGUGCUCACAAGUUAAGUAGUUCAGAAGAUAAAAAUAUAAUAGAUGGAAAAAGACAAAAUAUUAUUAAAAUAAAUGUACCUAAGGGUAAGAUUUAAUAAAUCAAAUAUACCAAAUAAUUUGUAUGGAUAUUCACCAAUAAUGGAGAGGUCUUUUAAUAUUAAGUAAAGGAUGGGUAAUUUGUCAAUACUCCAAAAAAAAUCAAUAGUUUAUUAAACAUCAAACAAAUAGAAUGCGGAGAAGAUCAUUUUGUGGCACUGACUAAUGAUGGUUCCAUUUUAACUAUGGGUGAUGAUACUUAUGGUUAAUGUGGAUUAGGAUCCAAUAAUAGAAGCACAGCUCCACCAUUUUAUGAAUCAAGAAUUAGGAAUCCAACAAAAAUAGAAAAUUUACCAAAAAUAAAUAAAAUUAUAUGUGGAUCCAAUCACACACUAUGUAUAAGUACAGAAGGAUCAGUUUAUGGAUGGGGAUCUAAUUCAUAAAUGCAAUUAUCUCAUUCAGAAGAAUUCUCAAGAGUUGGAGAACCUUUGAUUGCUGUUUAUAAUCCACUAAGAAUUUCUGCCUUAAUGGACAGCAAUAAUUAGGUUUUAGAUUUGGCUGCUGGAAAUGAAUUUAGUGUAUUUGUUACAAAGAACAAAUAAAACUCAGAAACUGAAGUAUUUGCUUGUGGUCAUAAUAUCAGAGGACAAUUAGGUUGUGGGUUUGUUCGACAUAUAAGUGAUAUCGUUAAACUUGAAGGACUAUCGAAUUUUAAGAUUAAUAUCAAUGGUAAAUAGGAAAAUGUAGAAGUCAAAUAAAUCGAAUGUGGAUAUAAUCAUUGUCUGGCAUUAACAAAUGUAGGUGCUAUUUUAGAGUGGGGUGAUAAUGAAUAUGGAUAAUUAGGAAAUAAAAAAAGGUAUGAAAUCUUCAUUUAUUGUAGAUCAUUCACAGACAAACCUAUAGUAGUCUCAUAAUUUGUGUAAAAUAGAGUAGCUUCCAUAUCUUGUGGCAGUAAUAGUAGUGGAGUAAUUGUUUAGUAAUGAUAGGA
Molecule: messenger RNA, 1277 nt
Organism: Paramecium octaurelia
Lineage: Eukaryota; Ciliophora; Oligohymenophorea; Peniculida; Parameciidae
Source: the annotation of a GenBank genome assembly